CGCUGAGCGGCAGCACUGCACCUCCAACCCAGCGCGCGCCUGGACCGCUAACACAUCCACCUCUCUCUCUCUCUCUCUCUCUCUCUCUCCCCUUCUGUGUGUGUCCGUGCACAGUUUACCCCCUCAUCGAUACGUGCAACUGAUACUACCCGGGAAAACUCGACCUCACACGGCGAUCGUCUUGGCUGCGUGUGUGUGUGUGUGUGCGUGUGUGUGUGCGCGCGCGCACGCGUGCGCCGCAAACUUUUUCCUCGCAUGCUCCUCGGCUCUCUCUCUCCCUCCCUCUCUCUCUCGCUCUCUCUCUGCGCCUGGCACGGAAAGAAGAGGGAGAAAAAAGUUUCGCUUGUUGCUGGAUAAAAGGACGAACAGGAUCUGGGAAGGAAUUACUUUCUACACCGACCAGCCCUAUCCAGCUUGAAUUGCCAGCAAGAGGCACCCAUUCUUAGUAUAAAGGACGGACCCAAUCGGCACCAUACUCCCCAUACCGUUCCCCCCCGCUCUUUUCUCUCCACCCCUCCCCCCUGCCCCACUGAGCUCUCCGCUCACCCCUCCUCCUCCUCCUCCUCAACCGACUCCCCCUGCCAAGAUGGACCUUCACCACCGAGCCGCCUUCAAGAUGGAGAGCUCGUCGUACCUCCCUGGCCCACUGGCGUCUCCGGCUCUCAUGGUGCUGGCGUCAACAGCCGAUGCCAACCGCGAUGCCUCAGCCCCGUGCCAGCAGCCACGGCCGUUCGGUGCACCCGUCUCUGUCUCCGACAAGGACGUGCACCUACCGUUCGCCAAUGGCUCCUACGCCUUUGCCUCAGUCUACCACCGGCAACCUGGUUUCGGUGGCCGUGAUUUUGCACCGUCUCUCCUGCACCUUCACCACCAGUUUGCACCACCUGGCCUGGACUGUCCACCAUCCAUCGGUGUGCUCAAUCACGGUGCUGUUGGAGCCUUCCGGCCCUUCGCAUCACCACCAGAAGAGCGCGAAUCGGCCUCUGGUGCGUACCAAUCAGCUUUCACUCCAGCAAAGCGCCUUAAGGGCUGCCUGGAGGCAGAAGCCUCUCCACACCUGCGCUACUCCGACGCCGAGGGUAAAGAGUAUGACUACGCUGGUGCCCAUGUGCCCUCAGGCUCACCCGGUGCCCUCAAGGCCGUGGAGGAUGCUGGAAAGAAAAUCUUCGCCGUCUCUGGCCUUCUGUCUGACCGUGAGGCCUCAUCCAGCCCCGAGGACCGCAUUGAGCGCUGCAAGAAGAAGGUGUCUCUGUAUGACAGCCAGGCUCCCAUCUGCCCUAUCUGCCAGGUUCUGCUGCGUCCUGGUGAGCUGCAGGAGCACAUGGAGCAGGAGAUGGAGAGGCUCACCCAUUUGCACAUCAGUAAGAACCCAUCACCGAAGGAUCUCAGCACAGCGCCCGGCACGCCCAAGUCUCUCCUGUUGUCAGUGCACAUCAAGCGUGAGGGAGAGUCUCCAGUAAUCUCACCGCUGUCCUCUGAUGACCCGCACCAUUCUGACAGAUACCAGACAUUUUUGCGUGUGCGGGCAAACAGACAAACACGCCUGAAUGUCGGUGACCUCUGCUGGCGCAGGCGUUACGGCAAGGAUGUGCCCCGAGAUGUGCCCCUAGCUCCCUACUGCCUACAUGAUGCUCGGAUCGGCAAGCUGAAGCGGCGGAAGCCGGAGGAUGGACAGGUAUGUCCGCUGUGCAGCGCUCCGCUGGAAGGAACAGUUGAGGAAAUGAAUAGGCAUGUGGAAGAGUGUCUGUUAAAGAGGGAGGGAGGCAUGGAGGAUGACCAGGCCGACAUGGAAGGCGAGAACGGCACCCGCUUCGAAGAGUACGAGUGGUGCGGCCAGAAGAGGAUCCGAGCCACCUCUCUACUGGAAGGAGGCUUCAGAGGAACAGGCUUUGCCAUGUGCAGUACAAAAGAGAGCCAUGACAGCGAUGCGGACCUGGAUGUGGACGGAGACGACACACUGGAGUACGGCAAAGCACACAGGUACACUGAAGCAGAUAUCAUUCCCUGUUCCGGCGAAGACCAAGGAGAGACCAAAGAACGCGAGGCACUCCGUGGAGCCGUCUUAAAUGGAGGCAUGCCGUCCAACAGGAUAACGCCGGAGUUCUCCAAGUGGGCUAGCGAUGAAAUGCCGUCUACCAGCAACGGUGAGAGCAGUAAGCAGGAGGCCAGCUCCGCAUCGAUGUCCACCAUGCCCAGGACUUGCAAAAACAGCGAGAUCGAGAAAAUCACAGAGGAUUCUACAGGCACCACACUGGACGCUCUGAAGGCUCGCAUCCGAGAGCUGGAGAAGCAGAUCCUCAGAGGAGAUAGAUACAAGUGUCUGAUCUGCAUGGACUCCUACACAGCGCCCCUCACCUCCAUCCAGUGUUGGCAUGUCCACUGUGAAGAAUGCUGGCUUAGGACUCUGGGAAAUAAAAAACUGUGUCCACAGUGCAACACCAUCACGUCACCAGGAGACCUCCGACGCGUGUAUUUGUGAACGAGUCCCCUUCAGCGUCUCGAUUCUUCCCCCGUUUUUCCUUUUUUGUCCGUUUCGUUCUGGUGGAUUUCAGUUCCCUUUUCCAGACUGAGAGUCUUGUGCCGAUACUAACAGGGAGCGUCUGAUGUAGCAGCAAACCGAACAGGGACUUGUAAGGACUAUGUAUAGACUCAGUACUUCCCUGUGAGUGAGAAGCUCCUCCCACUUCUUGCCCGGCCUCUGACUCUGCCCCCUUGUGGUGCUCCAUGUUCCGGUGCAGGUCCAUAACGCUGCUGCCCGCUUCGCUUUGACACGCGUCCUCUGUCUGCUACGAUGGAGUGUGUGUUCGUGUGUGUGUGUGUGUGUGUCUGUGUGUGCAUGUUGGUGGGAUCUCUCUCAGCAAGGUCACUGAGCUAGUCUUCAGCUGGGAGAGCCCUCCAGCCCAACAGGGACUUGAGAAAAAAAAAAAAAUAACUGAUAAUAGUUUAGCCUCCACCCUUCUGUCCCUUUUCGUCCCUUUCUUCAAACUGUCAUUGUGUUCUUUCUCCCCCACCCUCGAUUUUCACUUCUUUUGUGGUGUUCUAGUGACGUCAACCAAAUUCAAUGAACCAGUGCAAGCACAUGUAUUAUAGUCUGUAUGUUUACGGUGUUGUGAGUAAAUGACAUAGAGAACACACUUGUAUACACAUGCAUAACAUGCGCGCGCACACAAAAAAACAAAAAAAAAAGCCAAAAACAAACAAAAAAAAAGACACACGAGUAUAUAUUGCAAACGUCCAGUUUUAGUUGGGGCCAGGGGUCGGGUGGGUGAGGGAGGGGCUGAUGUUUCAAUCUUUGUGGAAAAAGAAAUCCCUCUGUAUUUUUAAACAGAUGUUGUCUUGAGGUUGAAGUUGUAUUUCAUUGUACAGGAAGAAAUUUAAUAAUAUUAAUAAUGAAGUACUCAAACUAGGCUUUAAAGGUUUAGGCUGUACAUUUUUUUUUUUUCAACUCUGAUAUACAGUAUAAACUGUAGAUUCAAAUCUAAAGUAAGGGAGCUCAUCUUUUUUCUUUGCCUUUUUUAAAUAUUGGAAAGACUGAUUUUUAAUUUACUCUUAACCACCCUGAUGCUUUCAAAUGACAAUAGAAAUCAUUGAAGGAGGAUUAAACAACUCGAUUGUUGUCAUUUGGUGCAAGUUUGCUGCAAAAGCAGGUGUGAUUCUGUUCUUCCUUUCCAAGAUGGGCCGAUGUGAAGAUUUAAAAAAAAAAAAGCUUUGGACGCCCUUGUUUUUGGGUUAUGUUCAGAUCAUUCAGCCCCAUUGUGGAAGACGAUGACCUUUUCCUUUCUUCCUCCAAGAAAGAUCUGUUAGGCCUGGAUGAUUGACAGAUAGCUUGGUCCCUCUGCUCUCUCCAGGAGUUAGAUGGUGUACUUUUGUGUUUGUACAACUAUAUAUUCCGUGAUUUUAUUUUUUUUUUCUUUUCUGUAUUGAUGUAAACAAGGGGGAGAAGGAUUCAAGAAAAGAAAGUAAAUUGAUGAUCCCAGUCCCACAAUAAAUGGUCAAAUGUU
Neoarius graeffei (lesser salmon catfish) is the source of this 4001-nucleotide messenger RNA. RefSeq names its product ring finger protein 220a (gene rnf220a). The coding region runs from base 587 to 2479 and encodes 630 amino acids. Gene Ontology annotation, biological process: protein ubiquitination. Gene Ontology annotation, molecular function: metal ion binding; ubiquitin protein ligase activity. The transcript has 16 exons. The record is from RefSeq and is a predicted model, not a curated record. NCBI's taxonomy places the organism in Eukaryota, Metazoa, Chordata, Actinopteri, Siluriformes, Ariidae.